AUGGUCACGGUAUUUGUUGACUCUGCACUUUGCUCCACAUCGUACGAGCUGGAUGACGGGAUUUCGCUCGAAACGUUGGUCUCGAAGUUGAAACUUCUCACAGGAAUUGAGGUUGAGGAUAUGAAACUGACAUUGCAAAGUAGACUUGGUGGUGAGGGCGAGUCUAUUGUUUAUCCCACACGAGAUUUGGGGCACGACUUUGCUAUCCGGUCCGUUGCUCGGAUUAUGGUUGAGGAUACAAACUCAGACUCGCUCGUCAACGCCCUGAAAGAAUCAAUCGAUAACAGAUCCCGGCAAAAUGCAAGCAGUUUUUCCCUAUCUGAAGAGCAAUACAGCCAAAAACAGAAUUCUGUUCUUCAAUGGAAGAAACAGGCCAAGUUGGGAAGGUUCGACCCAAAGUACUCCUCAAAACGUGCCAUUGAAGACUCAUUGAUUGAUGAUCGGUUGAAAGAAUUGGAGGUUGGUCAACGGUGUUGUGUGACCACAGGCAAUAAGCCCAAUCAGCUCGAGAGAAGAGGAUGGUUGCGGUUUAUAGGCAAAGUACCUGAUAUUAGCGAAACUGAUAUAUGGUGUGGGAUUGAGUUCGAUGAUGCUGUUGGGAAAAAUGAAGGUGCCGUGAAGGGUACUACGUACUUUGGUCCUGUGGCCAAGAACCAUGGUGGGUUUCUUAAACCUCUAUGUGUGCACACAGGUUCUGAAUUUACCCCAAGAGCAUCAGACGAUACCUCUGACGAAGAAGUAUGA
Huiozyma naganishii CBS 8797 is the source of this 744-nucleotide messenger RNA. RefSeq names its product Alf1p (gene ALF1). The record is from RefSeq and is a predicted model, not a curated record. The transcript has a single exon. Gene Ontology annotation, cellular component: cytoplasm; microtubule plus-end; nucleus. NCBI's taxonomy places the organism in Eukaryota, Fungi, Ascomycota, Saccharomycetes, Saccharomycetales, Saccharomycetaceae. The coding region runs from base 1 to 744 and encodes 247 amino acids. Gene Ontology annotation, molecular function: microtubule plus-end binding. Gene Ontology annotation, biological process: cytoplasmic microtubule organization.